UUAUUCUCAGUUUAGUUAAUACAUCCAGCCAUACAUUUUUCAUUCUUUUCUAUUUUUUUUUCAAAGAGUUCAAUUGACUAGAGUAACCCAAUUUUUUUCAGUGUAAAGUUAGAAGAAAAAUUAGGAGUUAUUGACAUUGUCGAACAAUUUCUGGAUGAAGAUGGGAUUCAUGAAAGAAAAGAAUAUUUAGUCAAGAAUGAAGGAAUUAUCUCAAGAGAAGACGAUGCAAAUCUAUUAACUCGAGGAAUUUCUUCUCGAGUUGUAGAUCCACCGAGGAAUAACUCUGAACCGGUCCUUCUGGAGCAGAAUGAACUUCAUGAAUGUCAGAUGGGUAACCUUGGAAUUCAUCUGAAAGCUAAAGAAAACAAGUUUCGUAUAUGCCAGUAUUUCACAAGUGGAAAGGACCACCUAAAAGUCCAUUUCGACAAUGCUCAUUCAGAUAUCAAGGAUCAUAAGUGCCACAAUGCUGCUAGUUCGAAAAGUAACCUUGACAGACAUACAAAGACAGUUGAUUUAAAUGUCAAAAAAUACAAAUGUCACUUAUGUGAAUAUGCCACUGCUGUUAAAGGAAGCCUUAAAGUACAUAUAGAGGGGGUUCAUUUAAAUGUCAAAAAAUACAAAUGUCACUUAUGCGAAUAUGCCGCUGCUUUUAAAGGAAACCUCGAAACACAUAUAGAGGGGAUUCAUUUAAAAAACAAGAAACACAAGUGUCAUAUGUGCGAUUAUGCUUCUUAUUUGAAAAGUCACCUUCACAGACAUAUCAAGUUGGUUCAUUUAAAUGUCAAAAAAUACAAAUGUCAAUUGUGUGAUUAUGCCACUGCUGAAAAAGGAAGCCUUGAAGUACAUAUGGAGGGGGUUCAUUUAAAUGUCAAAAAAUACAAAUGUCAAUUGUGUGAUUAUGCCACUGCUGAAAAAGGAAGCCUUGAAGUACAUAUGGAGGGGGUUCAUUUAAAUGUCAAAAAAUACAAAUGUCACUUAUGUGAAUAUGCCGCUGCUCUUAAAAGAAGCCUUAGAGUACAUAUAGAGGCGGUUCAUUUAAAUAUCAAAAAAUACAAAUGUCACUUAUGUGAAUAUGCCGCUACUGAAAAAAGAAGCCUUGACAGACAUAUAGAGUCAAUUCAUUUAAAUGUCAAAAAAUACGAAUGUCACUUAUGUGAAUUUGCCACUGCUAUUAAAGGAAGCCUCAAAGUACAUAUAGAGGGGAUUCAUUUAAAUAACAAGAAACACAAGUGUCAUAUGUGCGAUUAUGCUUCUUAUUUAAAAAGUCACCGUGACAGACAUAUAAAGUUGGUUCAUUUAAAUGUAAAAAAAUACAAAUGUGACAUAUGUGAAUAUGCCACUGCUGCGAAAAAAAGCCUAAAAGAACAUGUAGAUUCAGUUCAUUUAAAUGAAAAAUAAAUACAAAUGUGAAUAUGCCACCGCUGUAAAAAGAAGUACAUAUAAUGUCGGUUCAUUUAAAUAACAAGAAAAACAAGUGUCACAUAUGCGAUAAUGUUUAUAUCGAGAAACGGAAAAUUUUUUGUGUUUUAA
Coccinella septempunctata (seven-spotted ladybird) is the source of this 1530-nucleotide messenger RNA. RefSeq names its product zinc finger protein 64-like. The transcript has 2 exons. Gene Ontology annotation, molecular function: DNA-binding transcription factor activity, RNA polymerase II-specific; RNA polymerase II transcription regulatory region sequence-specific DNA binding. Bases 328 to 1398 code for a protein of 356 amino acids. NCBI's taxonomy places the organism in Eukaryota, Metazoa, Arthropoda, Insecta, Coleoptera, Coccinellidae. Gene Ontology annotation, biological process: regulation of transcription by RNA polymerase II. The record is from RefSeq and is a predicted model, not a curated record.